GUCCCAGUUCUCUCUGGACCCGGAAAACUCUCCUCACCCGGUUUCCCGGCUGCGGGCCUGGGAGAGGCAGCAGCGCAGCGGCGGGAACCGCAGCCCCGGCGUCCCUGGAACCUCCCAGGUAUCACACUCCUCAGGUUGUUCAGCUCACCGUGAAUCUGAGAGCCCUGGAUGGUGAAGAGAGGAAACUGUAGCACAGGAUCCAGGUCUCCCACUGCUCAGCCAGAUGUGCUCACCUGUGAAGCAGAACUCAGAUUCCUGGAUGGUGAAGAGAGGAGACUGUGACCAAGGUUCCAGCUUUUAGUUUUUCAGAGAAGAGUAACAAGAAGAAUGAAUGCUUCUCUGCUAAAUUCUCCUCAGGGUCAGUUAACAUUCAAGGAUGUGGCUGUGGACUUCUCACAGCAGGAAUGGGAAUGUCUUGACUGUGUUCAGAGGGCGUUGUACAUGGACGUGAUGUUGGAGAAUUACAACAAUCUAUAUUUUGUGGAGAAUCAUGGGAAAUGUCAUAAAUAUGAGAACAUCUUGGAUCAAGACCUACAGCAUAUCAUUCACAGGAAUGUGAAUAUCCAAGGGAAGUCUUAUAAAUGUCGUGAGCUUGGCAAAAUCAUUCAUGAAUCCACCCAUAGUGCACCAUAUAAAACUAACCUCAGGGAUACAUCUGUUGAAUCAUCAAACCUAAGCAGACAUGAGACUGGAAACAACAGAGAACGUUGCAAAUAUAAAAACCCCGUUAACUGUUUAAAUCCAUGCUCUACCAAUAGUUUAACUCAGGAAAUCCAUGGAAGAAAGAAAGAAUACAAUGAUACAGAGAUUGAUAAGGUUUUUGACUCUAAACAAAAAUUCAUGCUGAAACAAACCAAUAAUAGAAAGAAACCUUACAAAUGUGAUGAAUGUGCCAAAUGCUUCACUAAGAAAUGCAGGCUUAGACAACAUCAAACAGUUCAUACAGGAGAGAAACCUUACAAAUGUAGUGAAUGUGACAAAUACUUUACCCAAAAAUAUAGUCUUAGUAUUCAUCAGAGAAAUCAUACAGGAAAGAAACCUUACAGAUGUAGUGAAUGUGACAAAUGCUUCAUCCACAAAGGCUAUCUUAGAAAACAUCAGAAAAUUCAUACAGGAAAGAAACCUUACAAAUGUAGUGAAUGUGACAAAUGCUUCACCCAAAUUAGUGAUCUUAGAAAUCAUCAGAGAAUUCAUACAGGAGAAAAACCUUACAAAUGUAGUGAAUGUGACAAAUGCUUUACCUACAAAAGUGGCCUUAGAAGUCAUCAGAUUAUCCACACAGGAGAGAAAGCUUACAAAUGUAGUGAAUGUGACAAAUGCUUUACCCACAAAGGUGAUCUUAGAAGACAUCAGAGCAUUCAUAUGGGAGAAAAACCUUACAAAUGUAGUGAAUGUGACAAAGGCUUUACCCAAAAAUGUAGUCUUCUCAUUCAUCAGAGAAUUCAUACAGGAGAGAAACCUUACAAAUGUAGUGAAUGUGACAAAUACUUUACCCAAAAAUACAGUCUUAGUAUUCAUCAGAGAAUUCAUACAGGAGAAAAACUUUACAGAUGUAGUGAAUGUGACAAAUGCUUUACAAAGAAAUACUGUCUUGGAAUUCAUCAUAGAAUACAUUCAGGAGAAAAACCUUACAAAUGUAGUGAAUGUGAUAAAUCUUUUACCCUGAAAGGCAAUCUUAGAAUUCAUCAGCGAAUCCAUACAGGAGAGAAACCUUACAAAUGUAGUGAAUGUGACAAAUGCUUUACUCAAAAAUGCAGUCUUGUAAUUCAUCAGAGAAUUCAUGCAGGAGAAAAAUCCUAUAAAUGUAGUAAAUGUGACAAAUGCUUUACCCGCAAAAGCAGUCUUAGCAUUCAUCAGAGCAUUCAUAUAGGAGAGAAACUUUGCAAAUGCAGUGAAUGUGACAAAUGCUUUACUGACAAAUAUUGUCUUAGAACUCAUCAGAGAAUACAUUCAGGAAGUCAACCUUACAAAUGUAGUGAAUGUGACAAAUCUUUUGCCCUGAAAGCCAGGCUCAGGAGUCAUCAGAGAAUUCAUACAGGAGAGAAACCUUACAAAUGUAGUGAAUGUGGCAAAUACUUUACCCAAAAAGGAAGUCUUGUUAUUCAUCAGAGAAUUCAUACAGGAGAGAAACCUUACAAAUGUACUGAAUGUGACAAAUGCUUUACCCGCAAAAGCAGUCUUAAUGUUCAUCAGAGAGUUAUUCAGGAGAGAAGCCUUACAAAUGUAGUGAAUGUGACAAGUGCUUUUCCCACAAAGGCGAUCUUAGAAAACAUCAGAGAAUUCAUAGAGGAGAAAAUCCUUCCAAAUGUGAAUGAGACAUAUGCUUUACCCAAAAAUUCAUUCUUUUUAUUCAUCAGAGAAUUCAGUGAGGAGAGAAACCUUACAAAUACAAGUGAUUUUGACAAAUGCUUUACCUGCAAAAGUAGUCUUAUAAAUUCGUUAUAGAAUCCAUGCAGGAGAAAAACCUUUAAACUAUAGUGAAUCUGACAAAUUCUUUAGCCAGAAACAAUCUUAGCACUCAUCAGAGAAUGUGAAGUAGAGAAAGUUUACAAAUGAAGCAAAUGAGAAAAAUCCAUUUCCAAGGAAGAUCAUCUUAGAAUUUAUCAGAGAAUACGUAUAAGAGAGUCCUUACAAAUGUAGUAAAUGUAGAAAUCUUUUACUGUUUUCUCAUUGAUCAGAAUACAUCAAAAAAAUGCAUACAGGACAAAAACCUCCAAAAUGUAAGAGGAAAGGUCUUUACCCAAAUCUCAGAUCUACGAAAAUAUCUGGAAAUUUAUAGUCAGAAAAAAAGAGUGCACUGGAAAAGAAUGUGGCAUGUACUUUAUCCAAGUCAUAUUGUUUUCAAUACUUGAGGCUGCACACUAUAAAAUUAUAUGUAUGGGAAACUUGUGAAAGUGUUUAAUUAAUGCUCAACUCUUAGAAACUUUUCAGGGAAUGUGCUGAAAGAUACUGAAAAUGUGACAAUGAAGGCAAUCUUUCAUUAAAAGUUUUACUUGUUCACUUUCAAAUAUGACAUAAUGAAGACACAAUGGAGAGGCUAGAAGAAUAUAAAAUUGUGUAAAGUUUCCUGGAGACUGAAAUGAUCUGUUUCAAAGAGACGCUGGGUAAGGCAGGAAAUACAUUCCUCAAAGUAGUUAAUGAAACUGACAUAUGCAUUCUAUAUGCUUAACUGAAAAUAAGAUACUCAGACAAAUUAUACUUCUUAAAAGAGGAUUUGAAAAACUGAGCCACAAAGAUAGGAUGCUGUUUAUGUGGUAGAUAUGCCUACAGAUAUGCGUUUUACUCCAGUGACCAGAACUCAUAAUCUGUAUCAUAUGCUGGUUUUGUUUUUUUUUAAUUUAAAAAUUUAAAAAUUUUAAAUUUCAGGAUAGCAAUUGUCUUUGAAUCCCUUGGGCUCUCGGUUACUGUUUCCCCUUAAUCCUGUAUGUGACUCCAAUAAAGCUCAUUGGUUCAACAA
Apodemus sylvaticus (European woodmouse) is the source of this 3457-nucleotide messenger RNA. Its product is annotated as zinc finger protein 665-like. NCBI's taxonomy places the organism in Eukaryota, Metazoa, Chordata, Mammalia, Rodentia, Muridae. The record is from RefSeq and is a predicted model, not a curated record. Gene Ontology annotation, biological process: regulation of DNA-templated transcription.